Messenger RNA from Hypomesus transpacificus, 799 nucleotides. RefSeq names its product apolipoprotein D-like. Bases 77 to 367 code for a protein of 96 amino acids. Lineage: Eukaryota; Metazoa; Chordata; Actinopteri; Osmeriformes; Osmeridae. The record is from RefSeq and is a predicted model, not a curated record. The transcript is spliced from 5 exons.
AUGUAUUGUAUAUGUAUAGAAACCAUGUGUAGCCACGUUCAGCGGACACACAGACUGUCUCUAGCACAGCUCUAAGAUGCAGAUGUUCAUGGUGCUUGGUGUCGCUCUCCUGUCCCUGUGGACCACCAGUGGCCAGACUCUCAACCCUGGGAGGUGCCCUGUGCCCUUGGUCCAGCAGGGCUUUGAUGUCCCCCGGUACAUGGGAAGGUGGUACGACAUACAGAAACUGCCUGCCGUCUUCCAGAAGGGAAAAUGUAGCCAGGCCACCUACGGCCUUCAGAGUGACGGCACAGUGGAGGUCAUCAAUCAGUCCCUGCAGUCCGAUGGGGCUGUCACCUCCACGAAGGGAAUCGCCCGUGUGGCAUGACCUCUGACCUCUGACCCUGCCAAGCUGGAAGUGAACUUCUUCGCAGGUUCCAGACCUGCUGUCCACCGACUAUGAGAGCUACAGCCUUGUGUACUCCUGCACCAACUUUCAAGACUUGCUGCAUGUGGACUUUGCCUGGAUCCUGAGCAGAGGGCGUAGCCUCCCCGCUGACACCGUGGAGGAGCUACGCAGCAUCCUGAUGUCUCACGGCAUUCCUGGUGACAAGCUCCAGGUCACCGACCAGAGCGACUGCAGCAGCAUGCCUCAGUGACAGAGACUCCUGAGUGAGGGAGAGGAGUGGGAAUACUUGUAAUGAUUUCACUGUACUUUGAUUCAUUGAACCUCCGUAAUUAAAUGUCUGAAUAAUAAGAUGUGUUUUGUGUGAGGUUGUUUUGGUAUGACAAUUAGAGAGAGAGAGAAACAUUGGUUGCC